CGUUAUCGCUUCUCUAAAGUUGUGGUCGAUUUCCGUGACAAUGUGACAAUUGUCAAUUCUGUUUUUUAUGCCUGUCGUGUUCAGGCGCGUGUGCUUGUUUCUUUUUUUUCGGUUCCGUACCUUAUAAUUGAUUCGACAUUUAUUUUUGCUCAUCCUCUCGUGCUCCUCCCAUUGCUUCCGCACAUCAAAGAGAUUGCAUGUAUCCUUCUCAAAUUGCCAGUAGAAUAUGGUCGAGUACACCUAAUGUCAUUGUGUAUAGAGCUCGCAGCGGUCUGCUUGCUCUUGCAAAGCAUAAAUCGUUGUUGCUUCUCAAUCGUCGUCGAUGAUUCCUGGUAAUGAACCACGAACUUCAUCCGUAUGAUCAAUCUUCUUUAUCCUCAAGAAGGAUUUUCCAUUGCACUAUCUACUGGUACUGUUGGGUACUCCCUUAUGUUGAACCCGGAUACGAAUGGAGACACCAACCAAAAAAAUAAAGAAACAGAGGCAGCGGCUGCACUUAGAUAAUUGCAAGAUCGUCAAGAAUGGCGUCUCCGGUGGAGGCACGGCAGGAAGUACGGUCCUUCCGGGAGUGCGUCAGCAAGAAAGGACCCGAAGCCUGCAAACAGCAGCUGCAAUAUGUACAUCACCAUACUAAUUGCUGAAUUCAGUUCCUUGCUGUUUUUUAAGGAAAUUUGCUCAAGCGCUGUUUCAGAUGAGAUGAUGGAGCGCGAUUCUAAGUACUUGAGAACAAGCUUACCCAUUCUUUCACUUUCAUUCUUUCUGCAAAAUCUUCUCUGCCUUUGCCUGUGGCUGGAAGCUCAAAUAAAACAUGAUGAUCAUGCAAAUUACGCACACAGUGAUGUAUGUAAUUUCAGGCGGUCACGAGCGUCGCAUCAUUAUCAUCGAAAGAUUGCGCUCCUCUCGCAGAAGAAUUCUUUCAGUGUUACAAUCACAAGUUCGCUCUUUCAACCUGUGACGAUUCGACGACCGCAAACCUCGUGCGCUGCCAGGCCAGUACGGUUUCAAGGGUAUUAUUCUUUCAUAUUCAACACAAAUAACACGAUAACGAUUAGUAGACACCACUUGCAUGAUUUUUCUGUAUGAGAACGAAAUGCAUCAGCCUUCGCGCUCCCACUUUUUCUAGAUGCAGUGAUGGUGAUACGCAUUGAUUUCGCAUCAAGAAAAUCUCAGAUAAUGAACGUUUAGCGAGGUGGUGGACGACAUGGCUUUUGGUAGAAGGUCGCGGCUUCUUGCUUUGAGCAUUGAGUUGGAGUGUUUCUAUCACAAGAAGUGCAACGCUUCCACAGAAGGUUUGAAUGAGGCCGCGAUUGCGCCGGCAUUAGACUUUUCAUGAUUUCUUUGCUUUUUCAAAGCACGCAACUUCAGCGGAAAUCCAUCUCUACUUCACGGAAGUACAGG
Molecule: messenger RNA, 1398 nt
Organism: Amoebophrya sp. A120
Lineage: Eukaryota; Dinophyceae; Syndiniales; Amoebophryaceae
Source: the annotation of a GenBank genome assembly